UUUAUCAUCCUCAUUGACGCGGUCACACUGUCGUCGUCAAACGGAAAAUUUGGUGGAAAAUUAUGAGCGUGAAUUACGAACAAAAUACGGCAGAUGAGCAAUUCGCCCGGGCACACAAGGCAGUCAGUCUGUCGGACGACGAGGACGGCGAGGAACCAGUCGAAACCACGUCCUCCCAAAGCCAGAGGCCACCAGUGAACAGUAAACCAGGCCAGGAGUUCUAUGAGGAGCCGGGCGGGAAAAACGAAGGAAGUGAUGGCGAUGAUCAGGAGGAGCAGGAAGCGGAGUCAGCCGGGGGAGCAGCCAACACGCAUGUAGUGGCUCACCACUACAACGAGCUAAAGGAGGCUGGACGAAAGGAUCGCGAAAAGUCAAAGAUCUUUUUCAUGCGAAACUUUAACAACUGGAUUAAGAGCCAGCUGAUCAACGAGUACAUGUCGCAGAUCAAGGAUCAGAGGCGAAUGGGUGACGCCUUAAGGGUCCUGGACAUGUGCUGUGGCAAGGGCGGUGACCUCCUUAAGUGGGAGAAGUCAAACAUCUCCCACCUCAUCUGCACGGAUAUCGCCGAGGUGUCCGUGGAGCAAUGCCAGCGGCGGUAUCAGGACAUUUUACAGCGAGCUGAGAAGUCCAAGUUCGCCAACAAGUUUACCGCUGAGUUCUUUGCCUGCGAUUCCACGUUGGUGCGCCUGCGGGAGCGGUAUAAGGAUCCUUCGCUGCAACUGAAUCUGGUAUCCUGCCAGUUUGCCUUUCACUAUUGCUUUGAGUCCAUGGCGCAGGCGGAUUGCAUGAUGCGAAACGCAGCCGAGUGUCUGAAGCCGGGUGGCUUUUUCAUUGCCACCAUGCCCGAUGCCUACGAGAUCGUUCGGAGGCUAAAGGCAGCCGGACCGGAUGCCCGGCGUUUCGGCAACGAUGUGUACAGCAUAGAGUUUGACUGCGAAACAGAUCCGUUGCCCCUGUUUGGCGCCAAGUACCAGUUUCACUUGGAGGGCGUCGUAGACUGCCCCGAGUUUCUGGUGCACUUCCCCACCCUGGUCAAGCUGGGUCGAAAGUACGGCCUGCAGCUGUUAAGGCGAUCGACAUUUGCCGAUUACUACAAGGAGAGCUUGCCCCACGGUCGGCACCUCCUGCAGCGCAUGUCCGGCUUGGAGUCGGUGCAAACGCAGCGUUGUGAAAGCGAUGAACAGUUCUCCCAUUUGCGAAACUUCCAGGCAUCGCAGCGUGGUCGGCCGGUGGGAACGCUCUCCAAAUCGGAGUGGGAAGCAGCAACUCUCUAUCUGGUUUGUGCCUUUAAGAAAUGCAAAAACACCUGGGAUACCAAUGGCAAACCAGUGUUUGAGUUCGACGACUGAUUAUUGCCAAAAAUGUGCGUGUAUUAGAUUAUGUUUUGUAUCCGUCGCCCAACCUUGUCAAAGAUUAUACUCGAAAGCAUGAACAGAUUAUUACUACUAAAAAGAUAAGUUUGUAGUUCAACGUUGUAAACUUAAAUAUACAAUUUCUUGUGUUCAUAGGUUCCAGUUAUACAAUUUUACUUUUGUUCACCCAUCAACAAAGCAAAACAGUUUUUUAACAUCAAUAUUUUUAUGAAAUGAAACAACUUUAGUUUUUUUUAUUCACUGAUUCAAGUGCGUACUCUAGUUAGAAAGAAAUUGUAAAAUAUAUAUUGAUACCAUAAAUAAAGUAAAAAAGUGUUUUGUAAAAAAUAAAGGGCAACACUUUGAUAAAGCCCUUA
Messenger RNA from Drosophila ficusphila, 1729 nucleotides. RefSeq names its product mRNA cap guanine-N7 methyltransferase (gene Rnmt). The record is from RefSeq and is a predicted model, not a curated record. The transcript is spliced from 2 exons. NCBI's taxonomy places the organism in Eukaryota, Metazoa, Arthropoda, Insecta, Diptera, Drosophilidae. Gene Ontology annotation, molecular function: mRNA 5'-cap (guanine-N7-)-methyltransferase activity. Bases 63 to 1349 code for a protein of 428 amino acids. Gene Ontology annotation, biological process: 7-methylguanosine mRNA capping. Gene Ontology annotation, cellular component: nucleus.